GCGGUGCGGUGCCGGUGGGGCGGUGUUGUGCUGUGCUGUGCGGUGCCGGUGGGGCGGAGCGGCGCCGUGCGGUGGCGUGUAGCGGUGCCGUGCGGUGCGGUGCCGGUGGGGCGGACCGGUGCGGUGGCGUGUAGCGGUGCCGUGCGGUGCGGUGGCGUGUAGCGGUGCGGUGCGGUGCCGGCGGGGCGGGCGGCUGCCCCCCGGGGCAGGGCGGCGGGCGGGGCCUGUGGCGGCGGCGGCGGCGUUAAGGGCCGGUUCGGCCGCCCUCGCUGCGGCUGGCGGCGCUGCUGCCGGCGGGGCAUGGCCCGGCGCUAGCGGGAGCGGGGCGGCCGCGGGGCCGGUGGCCGCCAUUGCCGUCGCCAUGGGGCGGUACUCGGGGAAGACGUGCCGCCUCAUCUUCAUGCUGGUGCUGACCGCCGGCUUCUUCGUGGCCGAGCUGGUGUCGGGCUACCUGGGCAACUCCAUCGCCUUGGUGUCCGACUCCUUCAACAUGCUCUCGGACCUCAUCUCCCUCUGCGUCGGCCUCUCCACGGGGCGCAUCGCCCGCCGCAGCCACCGCGGUCCCCGCGCCACCUACGGCUACAGCCGCGCCGAGGCGGUGGGCGCCCUCAGCAACGCCGUCUUCCUCACCGCCCUCUGCUUCACCAUCUUCGUGGAGGCCAUCCUGCGCCUCGCCCGGCCCGAGCCCAUCGAUGACGCCCAGCUGGUGCUCAUCGUCGGCACCCUCGGCCUCGCCGUCAACCUCGUGGGGCUCCUCGUCUUCCAGGACUGGGGCACCUGCUGCCGCCGCCGCCACCCACCCGCCGCCACCACGGCCCGUGGCCCCCUGCCCGGGGCAGCCGAUGAAGCAGGUGAUUCACCAAAUGACCAAAAAAGCCCUGAAGAGGGGUCUGAGAAGAAAAAAGAGAAAAAGUCCGAAGCCUUGAACAUCAGAGGUGUUCUUUUGCACGUUAUGGGAGAUGCACUUGGAUCUGUGGUCGUGGUAGUUGCUGCUACAAUAUUCCAUGUACUUCCUCUGGGGAAUGCUCCAUGUAAUUGGCAGUGCUACAUUGAUCCAAGCCUGACAAUAAUUAUGGUGUUCAUCAUCUUGUCUUCUGCCUUCCCACUUAUCAAAGAGACCUCAAUUAUUUUGUUGCAGAUGGUUCCCAAAGGUGUUAAUAUGCAACUACUGACUGACAGACUAGCUCGUGUACCAGGGGUUAGCAGCCUGCACGAGGUGCAUGUCUGGGAGCUUGCAGGUGGGAAGAAUAUCGCUACUCUUCAUAUCAAAUGCCAAACCCCUACUGAUUACCAAGAUGCUGCUUACAAAAUACGGAAGGUUUUCCACGAAGCAGGGAUCCAUUCUGUGACCAUCCAGCCCGAGUACAUCGACCGCAAGACCUCCCAGCUACUGUGCAGCUCACCCUGCAUCUCAAAAGCCUGUGACUCUCAGCUGUGCUGCAGCCAGCGGGAGCCCCCCCUGGCUAAAAGUAAUGGCUAUACCGAGAAAAAUGAUAGCUGCCUUUCUGCACCGCAUAAAGACAAUGGUUCAUGUAAAAAUGAUAUUGAAAUCCCUAUUGAGUACCCACUGGCAGAGGAUAGCAUUAAAAAUGUGAAAAAUUGUGAUGCAUCCGAUGACAAAUCGCAGCUGAGCAGUACACGACUUUAGGCAGUUCCCCCUACUCCACGUAAUGUUUUUGUGGAACAAGCGUAUCUUGGCUGGGAAGGGGGGCGUUGGUGGCUGUAGCUGAAGUUGGUGUGGCUAAAAGAUUUCUGUGCUUUAGCUGUAAACCAAAAUACGCCUGAAACCCCUUGUAUCUGAAAUAAGGGUUAAUAUUUCCACGAAGGAUGUUGCGUGCGUCUAACGUUUUUUCUGAUACAGCCUAAUCCAGUUCCUUACCAAACCAUGUGUGAGUUUCUGUCGUUAGAGUGGGUGGGCUGUGCUGCCCUCUGCACUGAUGCUUGCAGUUAAUGGCCAGUGGCACUGGGAAUGAAACGCUGGCCUUGUCUGCUGAAGUGAGCUGUUCUCCUGCAAGCCCUGUGGCCAGUUAAUGAUUGUACUGGGCUGAGUACUGUAUAUUUAUAAAGGACUUCAGUGGAGAUGCUUUACUGAUCCUUAAAACCCAUUUUUGCAUAGACAGUUCGUGUUUAACAGUCACGCUUGUGCUUCUGGCCAGUGGGGUUUGUGAAUGAAAUUAAGAGUGCCUAAGGGGGAGGGGAAGCACUCGGGAAUUUGAACUUGCAUUGUUUUCUUGAUCGACUCCUGUAUUUAGGGACAGAACAGAAGCUGGUCUUGUUUCUCUGCUGGCAAUACUGGAGUCCUAGCCUAAUCACAGAUAAGUAUCCUAAAGAAUAGACUUGUCACGAAAGCAAAGAAAUACUAACAUUGUCUGUACUGAUUCUAGCACGUGGAAGUGCGGGCAGUCAUCCAAUUAACUUUUAUCUUGUUGUGAUUGUACAACUCAGUCAUUUCUUUUUUUUUUUUCUUUCCCCUCCUGACAACGGAAGCUAUAAUAGCCUCGGUCUUAAUUCAUCAUUGUGUGGGAUGGUUGCAGUAUCUUAAACACUGAGUGUCUGUCUUCAUUCAUGCUGAAUAAAUAAGCUAAUGUGUUUAUUAUGAACAUUUAAAAUCCUGCAGUUCUAUGAUUAAGGCAUAACUUAAGAUCAUAUUAACUAAGAAAGCCCCUUUGAAAUUUUAUGUGCAGUAUUAUCACUUAGAGGGAGCUUUACAGAAAAUGACAGGGAAUUUUUUCCUGGUUUAGUCUCAAUUAUUUCUUUAAAGUUCUAAGCCCUUCCCUUUGCCCUGUCUCUCCUCCCCCUGCACAAAGGUGUGUUUGGUAAAGCAGUUCCGUGGUCCUCGUGCUGCUUGCUCUUUUGAAGGCAUGCAAGGGUGCUCUAAGGAAAACCAGAUGAUGUGCCCUGUCAUCGGUGCUGGAUUUAGGUCAGGAGUGUUCCCCAGGUUUCUGGGAGGGGGAACCCACUCCCUAAUCCACACCGAGUAUAAUGUUUGGCCUUACUGGCUGUGCAGCUCAGAUCCAGAAGGUUUCCAAUACGUUUUUCUGUCAAAAGCAGCCUUUCAAUGGUCCGUGUGGCCUGGGCAGGCUGUUUCAUUCAUUUAUUCAUGGAGACAAUUUAUAAAAUAGUGGUCUCUUUACCUCAGUGACACCUUAACAGAACGGGCAAGUGGAUUUCCUCCCUGGGCUGGGAAAGCACCAGUUUGAAAGCAGCCAGCUCCUUAUUAAUAGAGACAAUUACAUUAAGUCAAUGAACAUUAAAACAUGCAGCAGGAUAUUCUGCUGCUUGGGAAAUGGUAUGUACUGAAGCAGUGAUUGCAGUCUAAAUAGCACAUUUCUAGAUUUGUAGUUAACCCUUUUAAACAGAUUCUUGGGUGAAUUAAUAUAUUUUAUAGCCUUCCAUUGUAGGUUUGUGUUAUUUAAAUUAAGCUAUGUGUUAGUAUAAUUAAAAGCUUGAUCCUCCAGUCUGUGAUUCUGUUGGCAGCAGCAGAAGUGAAGGCAGCAGGAUCUUGCUUGGCAGUUAUUGCAUGAAUUAAUGUAAAUCAGGAAAUGUUUUGAGAAUUGCUCUCCCUUUUGAAAGCGUGUGGCAUAAAGUAAGACAGCCCUUUCUUCUGGGUAUUUUUUUGUCCUUAUUUCAUCUAUAAUGAUGUUUAAAUGUCAAGGUUUAGAUGUAAAUAACAAAUAUAUUUAUAGGGGUUUUGAGAACUGGAAUAGAAGGCUCCCAAAAUAACAGCAAGUUCUAUGGGAGAACUUGCUUCCAAGGUAUCCUCUAAAACAACCACCCUUUCAUAAUUAUGCAUUUGUGUCUUAAAUCAGGUAUUUUAUAUAUAUAUAUGCAUUUUAUUAAAUGAUUGAAGGAUGGAAUGGCAGUAGUUUACUCUGAAAUUAGAGAAAACUAGUAUGUGUAAUGUUGGGGCAUUUGACAAAAUGGACCAUCUUUAUCCUUCUACUGUUUGUUAAAACUGUGGGGUUUUUUUAAGCUUUUAAAAGUGUUGUAACCUGAAAAUACAAUGAAGUAAUAUUCUUAAACUUUUUUUCUUGUCUGCUUGAAUGUACUGUAAUUGUUGCCUGUGGAUAAAUAUGAAAAUACCAGGGAUUAUAGAAAUCUUCAGGUCUAGAACUCAAGCAGAUUUUAAAUUUGCUUUAUUAUGUAAGCAAGCAAACCCAACAGAGCUAUGUUAUUGAGGAGAUGAACUUUGCUUUUUCUGUGUAGCAACUUUCAGGGUAUUCAGCUAAGGUUUCUGACCCGGUAUCCUUACCUGCAUUUGAGUCCUGCAACAAAAUAUUGUUCUUCUCUGUUUUAAGUGUGUCACAACUAGGCUGUACUGGGUGGCCCCUCUCUACUUCUGUAGAAGACCUCGUUCCAACCAGUGUGUAUUUUGUAUUGGCUUAUUUCCCUUCAGUUCUUGCCAUCUCACUUCUAAUUCUCUUGAAGUAGGCUUACCUCAUUUUGAAAUACAGUAUAUUUCAGUAUUUUCCCUUAUCUGUGGGCACUUGUUCUAAAUUCAGUUUUGUAGCCUAUUGCACUGUCAGAAAAUCUCCUUUUGGCUUCUUUAGCUUUUUUCCCCCCUCCAGUUCAGUAAUGUAAAAUUACUGAUGAUCGCAGGUUGAUUGUGCUGCUUUGUCCUCUUCAAGUACUCCCUUAUGAUUGCGUUGUGAUGGCAUUUGGGUUCUCUUGCAGUGGUUACCCCUAUCUGUUCAUCACUGUCUGUAGCAAAGGAAAUCUGCUUAAAAUGCAGGUGAAUUUCAACAGGUAGUCCAGUUUACGUGGCCCUCCGAUCCAUAACCAGUCAUAUGUGACCCAGUUGUAUGACAAUGAAACAUUUGCUAGCCUUGCCAGAUAGUUGUGGAGUACAAGUGAAAUUUGCAAUAAAUUAACAUGGCAUUGAAUACAAAAGCAAUUUACUAGCCCUCAUCAGUUAUGGGUCUUUUCUUAAAAGUGAAUCAAUUUUUUGUCACCUUUUUGUAUGCACCAAAUGUGCCAAUUUGAUGGUUAACUUCUCCUUCUUCUGCAACUCCCUAAAUGCAUGCCUUGCCUUUGCUCUUCUAUGUAAAGAAAAAUAUCUGAUGCUAUUUUUAGUAUUGCCUUUUUUCUGCCAGGUUUUCAGUUCUCUUCCUUUUCCUUGUGUUCUUCGCAAUACUUAUUUUGACUUGUAAUGCAACCAGAGGUUUUUUCCUCUUAAUGUUUCCCUUAUUCUUUGUCUCUUCAAAAUAAGCAGUAUGGUUUUGCUAGCCCUCUGGCCAUGGUGAUGUACCUAUAAUACAGUUUAGAAAUACCUCUUUUAUGCACCGGUUUAAUUUUUGCACUCUGUUUUAUUAAAAUUCACCCACUUUUUGCUGCGUGAUACACUUUACCAUUGCAAACCACUUUUGACCCUGUUUAGCUCUUCUUCUUUUCCCCCCUCCCCUACCUGAUUGUUACCCUUACUCUUCUGAAUGCUCUUUUAUUCUGAACUUUGAAGGGGAUAUGCCAACAACUGAAUUUUCCCCGAAGUCAAGUUUACCACCCAAGGUCUAUGGAUGGCUUGAUGUGAGCUACUCCAAGGACUAUUUUAUGUCCUCUGGUCUGUGUAGAAGUGUUGUUUGUCUAAAUAGUCAUCCUGACAUGUAAAUAUAUUUAUAUAUACUCAAAUUCUUUACAAACACUCCACCUGAACCAACUUUUUAAAGAAGGUUGGUCUGUAAACCUGAGAAGGUAUAAUGAAAUCAGUAGGGUUCUUUAGUUGUUCAUUAACACCUUAGGGGAAGGCUUGGCUCACUAAUUGGAAAGCAGGUAAAAGGGAUGUUUCUGAAAAGGUAAUUCAAAAGCUAUGAAGAUUUCUAUAGGUUCUACUACUUACUCUGCUGUACAGCGGAAGCACUUUCUAUGUUAAAUACUUUAUUUGAACAGCGAUACCUUGAUAUGAGGAUGUCACUGUAUAAGAUUGUUACAUUUACGGAGUUGUGUUGCUUAAGUUUCCUCCAGUUUUUCUGUUCAUUAUGUCAUUUAAAUAAUGCGCCAAAAUGUAAUUUCCAUGAUUGCUGAAUCAAUGAACUGUAAAUCUCACCGUGGUUUUGUUAACUCUAAGUGAAAAAUUACUUAAAGUUUUAUGUACAGUUAUAUUUUUUUCAAAAUGAAGUUUGAAUGUCUUAUAAAUAAAGUGUGUUUUUAAGUAAA
This is a messenger RNA of Falco peregrinus (peregrine falcon), 6150 nucleotides long. RefSeq names its product solute carrier family 30 member 10 (gene SLC30A10). Bases 362 to 1648 code for a protein of 428 amino acids. The record is from RefSeq and is a predicted model, not a curated record. Gene Ontology annotation, biological process: zinc ion transmembrane transport; detoxification of zinc ion; intracellular zinc ion homeostasis. The transcript has 4 exons. NCBI's taxonomy places the organism in Eukaryota, Metazoa, Chordata, Aves, Falconiformes, Falconidae. Gene Ontology annotation, molecular function: zinc ion transmembrane transporter activity. Gene Ontology annotation, cellular component: membrane.